Anoplophora glabripennis (Asian longhorned beetle) is the source of this 565-nucleotide messenger RNA. Its product is annotated as putative glycine-rich cell wall structural protein 1. The transcript has 2 exons. Lineage: Eukaryota; Metazoa; Arthropoda; Insecta; Coleoptera; Cerambycidae. The coding region runs from base 47 to 502 and encodes 151 amino acids. The record is from RefSeq and is a predicted model, not a curated record.
GUAUCAGUUCCCUCCAGAGCUCUAAGGAACCAACAAAAUAAACAAAAUGAACGCCUUGAUCCUUGCCGCUUUCACCAUCUUGGCUGCCGCCGCCACCGCCUCUGGCUCUAUCCACGGUCUAGGUCUUGGCCUCGGCCACGCCGCAGGACAUGUCGCUGUAGUAAACCCCCACGCCCUUAGCCCAGUUGGACCUUCUGGAAUCGUCACCGGACAUGGAGCUUCUGGACCAUCCGGCGUGGUGACUGGAGCUGGUGCCGCUGGACCUUCUGGAAUCGUUACUGGAGCUGGACCAAUCGGACCCACUGGACCAGCUGGACACGGUCACGGAUACGGCUAUGGACACGGUUUGGUGGCUGCUCCUCUCGCAGCUGCCCCAUGGGCUGCUGCUGGACUUGGACAUGGUGCAUGGGGUCUUGGUGGUCAUGGACUAGGUUUGGGAGGUCAUGGACUCGCUUUGGGAGGACAUGGACUCGCCUUGGGCGCUCAUGGGCAUGGUUGGUAAAUGUUGGAGAAGCUUGAACCUGUAUAGUAUUAUAAUUUAAAUAAAAAACAGUAUCUUUCUAUA